Messenger RNA from Gasterosteus aculeatus aculeatus (three-spined stickleback), 3700 nucleotides. The record is from RefSeq and is a predicted model, not a curated record. NCBI's taxonomy places the organism in Eukaryota, Metazoa, Chordata, Actinopteri, Perciformes, Gasterosteidae.
AUGUUUAUGACCCCCAGAAGUUUUCCAUUUACCCUCACGGCUGCUACAAUUUGUUUGAUGUCAUUGUCAUAUUCCUCCAUGACCCCUUUGCUGUUGCUUGCCAGUUUUCUCCCGAGGCAUGCGAUGAUCGUGGCAGGUUCCCCCUCAGGACCCACCAUGCCCCUCUCCGGAGAUGAGUUUAUCUGCCCCAAGUUCCAGCCCAACAUCUUCGACCCCUCCCGCUGCCACGACUGCCUGCGUCAGAGGCGCCUGCACGCCGGCGCGCUGGACAGCGCAGAGACGCAGCAGAAACCCACAGCGGAGGCUGGAAUCGGGUCUGAGGCUGGCAAAGACACUGGGAUCGGAUCAGGCAAAGGAGUGCAGUUAACACCGAUCCCAUCGCAGGCGGAGGAAAGAGACACCAGCAGCAAGGAGGACUCUGACGGCCUGUCGGUAGUGAGCAGCUGCUGUGACGUCAACGGAGGCCGUCUGGGUUAUAGGGAGAGCUCUUUGUGCAUCCUGAGUCCCGGUGGUGAGCUUUAUAUCUGUGACGACGACGAAGACAGCACCGACAGCUGUCACGACCGUCGACACUACCAAGAGUUCAGCGGCUCUGUCAGCACAGAAGACGAUUACCCGCCAAUCCGUGGGCGUUCGGCCGACCUCAUCAUGACCCGGCUCGACCCUCCACCGCAUCGGCCCAGCCCUCGGGCCUGGAUGGACGAAGCUCGGACCAGAGACAGUUUCAAGGGUCAAUCAGGGUUAAGAGACGACGUGCAGAAGCGAGAAAGUGGGUACUUCUCCCUGGGGAGGGCAGCGGGUGUCCAUUCGCUACGUGAUAAAGGGCCGCCUGCUCCGUUCCGCCAUUUUGAGAGAGGACAUCCUAUCUUCAGCAGCAGAAGUGUGGAGCCCAAAGACACCGUCCCUUUCAGAAACCCUAAUCUCGGUGUGGCCUCUGAAAGGCAAACGGCGGAGGGUCUAAAUGAUGACUUGUCUUGGGAAAUUGCGCCUUCGUCCCACUAUGAAAAUGCCGUUGAGGUUGAGGCUCGGGUUGGUCCCCGUUCUCCGAGUCCUACUCCUUUUAAGGUAGCGGAGUCGCUGGCCUCAAAGGGGCGAAAAGGUUUCAGCAGUACCUAUGGUCGGGGAAACCCUUCUACUGAUGCAUCCACCUAUCAUCAGUCAGGACGCUUUGAGUCCUCAAGGCAAGGCUCGACUCUGCCAUCUCGUUCUUCUUCUCCUUCUCGUGGAGACCUACCGUUCAGACGCAACGAGUCGGCCGCUUCUUUCAGCAAGCAUAACUUUGAUGGUGGAGGGUGGUCUCAAGGGACGGCUCCAGGAUCCAGAAACUCAAUGCAAAGCUCCCACGGUCGACGCCUCGAGUCAGGAACUUUGCCAAGAAACUUUAAAUCAUCUGCUGUUUUGGUCAAACCCCAGAUCAGCGCUGUUUCUGAUUUCCGGAGUGCCUUAAGGAGAACUGAAGCAAACGGGUCUUUGGGUGGUCGAGGUUGUGAGAGCAGGAGCUCGUCUCCCUCGAGGAGGGACCCUUCAGGCCAGAUUUCUUUCCACAAAACGGAACUCACCAGCAGUUCCUCUCGUGGAUGCCGGAGCGACCCUCGGACUUCAUCUCCAUCGAGGAGAAUGUCCGACAGUCACAGACACUCCCCGCCAAGGAGAAAUUACAACUCGUCUAGCCAACCGUCCCUUCAUAAAUCUGAUUCAACUCUGUCUCUAAGCGGACGUGGGCACCACGGGCGCUGUGGCUCCCCCAUAAGAGAAGGCUAUGAUAUUGGGAGCCAGGCUCAGCUGCGUACCCCAUCAGCUAAGAAUGGAGUGAAUGACCAGGAACAUGAAAGCCCCAUUGUGACCACAUCCAGGCAAGGUUACCCCACAAGUCCAUCAGUUCUUCGUAAGACGGAAUCAAGCGUUGUGGCCGGCAGUCGAGGUUGUACCGUCCGUUCUUCCCCUCCUGGAAGGAGAGGCAAUGAAAGCCCUACUCCGCAUCAGCUUAGGAAAACAGACACCGGUAGUUCUUCACACGGCCGUGGUCGUGAGAGCCGCACUUCCUCACCUUCGAGGAGAAGCUAUGAAGCUCCUUCUCGGUCCUUGCAGCGCAAGUCCGAGGCACACAGUUCCGUCCGAAGUCGUGAGAGCCAAUAUCUGUUCCCCUCAAGAAAAAGCUAUGAUGCUCCUGAUCAGCGCUCACAGCGGAAAGAAGAUACUGGCUCCUCCCUGAACACCAAGAGUCACAACAGCCGCGACUCCUCUCCCGCUAGAAAAGGUAGCAGUGACCUGCCAGGCUACUCGAUCCUCAGACUGGCCACCAACGGAGAUUCCAACCGUUCCCCCCAGAGAAAAAAACCCUCCCAUGACUCAAAACCUGACCCCAAUCGCUCACCGCGCUCCUGCCGGGGGUCGACUCAUUCGCUCCGCAGCUCCUCGUUGUCUCGUGCUGCUUCACCGUCCAGGCAGACCACGAAUGGCGGCAGAACAGCAUUCGUCACCUUGGAAACACCCGGGAGCCCCGGCAGCAUCAGGUCUGGGGUUGGAAGGCGGAGCCAUGUCCAUCGUUGCCCCUCCCCUAAUGACAAGAGGCCCUCCCACCGCGCACGGAGCCCGUCUCCGGCACCUCAGAUUCAACUGAGGAAGCACACCUCCUCCCAGAGCUCCAUGGAGUCCUCGGAGUCGGUGGGGUCAACUGGACGGAAUAGGGAGGAGUACGCCACGUUGGCAGACGUGCCGAAGGUCAAAAUCAUCCAUUACAGAGAAGAGCCAGAGCACGUGGGUCGGACUCAGAACCAGCAGCCUUCUCGGAGACAGGAGCUCUUUAAGCCAGCCAGCCACUCCCUGAGCAAGCAUCCCUCCAGAGAGUGGGAAGACGCAGGGGACACGGACAGAGACUGGCACUGCGGUGGCAGUGGGUAUCUAUCUCGAGCCCACUCCUCCACCUCAUUGCAGAGGUCCGCCAGUCCCACAGCAGAUGAGGGCAGUAACCAGCACAGACCAGAACACAUGCAGGUACGUGGCCAGUGUGUUCACUGUCAAUGCGCGUGUGGAAACAACCUCGUUGCAACCCGGUGGAUUCUCCCGCCAUCACUAAUGUUUGUAAUGGACACAAAAAACCGUCGUUAUAUCGUCCUUUAUCGUCCUAUUUUCAAAAAAAACCACAUGGUAUCUUAUUUGCCGCGUUGUCACAGGUGCGGUCUGGAACAGUAAAGGUGUCCUAGCCGCUCACCUGUCUGCAGCCUGGUCGGUGUCUCACUGCACCGACACCCCGCAGGCGCUUCUCUGCGCGCCGCGCUUUGGCAGCUGCGGUCUGCUGGGGCUUGUGUUGAAAUUCCUGAACUGAAACCAAGAGAGGGUUUUUUUUUUUUUGCAAGAGGGGGGGGGGUGCCACCUUGUCCGCAUGCGCAAAAAUAUCGUCAGUCAGAAAAAAAAUAUCACAAAUGAAUUAACUUAGUUUUGCGCGUUUGGAGAGCUCGGGGCUGUCAAACGUCUCCGUGCCAAGGACGCGCGCGGGUUUAGGGAGGGGGGGCACGUUAAAGUAAGAGUGUCUGUCCUCAGGAAGACGUCGCGGCCCCCGCUCGUCUGAAGCCACCGGCGGCUCAGCGAGGUGCAGCGGGCUUGUUUGUGAAAACGAUCUCCGCGGAUCCGCCCAGGAAGUGGCGGAAAGGGCAGAAAGAGCGAGACAGCGAGAGAGAGAGAGCGAGGAAAAGAAAGCGAG